Histoplasma capsulatum G186AR is the source of this 450-nucleotide messenger RNA. RefSeq lists its product as uncharacterized. The record is from RefSeq and is a predicted model, not a curated record. The coding region runs from base 1 to 168 and encodes 55 amino acids. The transcript is spliced from 2 exons. Lineage: Eukaryota; Fungi; Ascomycota; Eurotiomycetes; Onygenales; Ajellomycetaceae.
AUGGGGUAUAUUGAUGAUUUGCAAUUGCAAUUGACGACGACUUUCUACGACGGCAAGAAACAGGUUGAGUGCUACGUCCUUGCACACGCUAAGAAUAAUACCGAAGCUCAAUUAAUGCCCCAGGUACCUAACUAUAGGGCCAGCCUUGACAUCAAACUUGGCAGCUAACCUUAUAGGAGGUUUUUGUCAAUAGAUUUGCCAUGGUGCAUUUCUAGCGUUUGCAGGGGCUCACAUACAGUGCAUACUCUCCUCCUCUACAGGGUCUCAAACGGAAAACUUUUCCACCAGGGUAACAAGAAACAGUUCCUCCUACAGUUCGGAUAGCACGGGCAGGAUCAGUUUGGUUUCAAGCUGGUAUAUAACAAUGCGUAUGCUCUGUGCAACGUAGUGCGACCCGAUCCAUGUGGCACAAGUCCGCUAAACAAAUGAGAUUAAAUAGUAGCAAACUUG